GCCUUACAUUUAUGGUAGCGUGGCGCUCCCAUCACAUCGGCACCACCAAUCGGCACGUCCUGCUGUACACCCCCGCGGUUGUAAUGGAUUUGCCUAGCACCCUUCUUGAGUUAACGGAAAUAGGUCCAAGACGGGAUAACUUGUAGCCAGUUUAUUAAAAGUAAUCGAACUGUGUCCCAAGGAUGCUGUGGUUGUAGAUCUGUGACGGGACGUCUACAAAAACAUGAUCUUUGAGAAAGGAGUUAAUGGUUGUGUUGCCUACCAAAAGAUAAUAAUGUUUUUGUGCGGAAUCGUUGUGAUAUUCGUGAGCCUGUUUCUCCAAGACGGGGGAGCCUACAAUGUGGAUAUAGAAGGGGCUAUGGUUCACUCUGGAGAAGUGGGGUCUAUGUUUGGGUACUCAGUCGCUCAACAUAUAGACCAAUCAACAAGUUGGCUACUUAUAGGAGCACCCAAGGCCCAGACUUCACAGCCAGGAAUAGUAAAGGGUGGUGCUGUUUACAGGUGUACCAUCAAUACGACAAAUUAUUGUCGGGAAAUUCCUUUUGAUGAAAGUGGAAAUAAUUUAAAAUAUGUAGCUAGAAUCAAUGACUAUAGAGAAAUAGACGACAAAUCUAACCAAUGGUUUGGGGCCACUGUACAAAGUUCUGGACGGAAUGGAGUCAUUGUGGCCUGUGCCCCAAGAUAUGUUUAUCUUUCGAAAGAUUAUAACAAGAGGGAGCCUGUUGGAACAUGUUACAUUUCAAAACCCUCCACAACACGAACAGAGGAGUUCUCACCAUGCAGAAGAGAUGGGACGUGGGGCUUCCACAAACAAGGCUUCUGUCAGUCAGGCUUGAGCGUUGCCCUGUCGCAAGAUGGACAGAAGAUGAUGGUAGCAGCCGUGGGAAGCUGGUACUGGCAAGGUCAGCUGUACAACUACGAAGUGAAGAACAAGGAGUAUGUGUCGACACGGGAGGGGCCACCAGAGGAUGAUGACAGCUACAUGGGAUACGCCAGUGCCGUUGGGGACUUUGACGGUGAUAACAUGGAAGAUUACGUGGUCAGCGUUCCCAAAGGUGACCUUCACCUUGGCAGGGUUGCGAUGUUCACACAGAACCUGACGAACAUCCAGAACAUCACAGGAGAACAGGUUGGUGCCUAUUUUGGAUACUCCCUGGCAGUGACAGACUUGGAUGGAGAUGAAUUGGAUGAUAUCAUAGUUGGAGCACCGUUCUAUGCAGUGUUGAAGACCUCCAAAACCUAUGAGACAGGAAGAGUCUACAUAUUCUACCAGACUGAGAAGCACAAGUUCAAACCCAGCAAGAAAGAUAUCCUGGAUGGCAAGGAGAGCAUGUCGAGAUUCGGACACGCCCUCACCAGACUUGGCGACAUCAACUAUGACGGAUACAAUGAUCUGGCUGUCGGAGCUCCAUAUGCAGGGGAGGAUCACAAGGGGGCUGUCUACAUCUACCACGGCUCCAAGAAGGGCAUCAUCACUCAGGUAUCUCAGAUCAUCUAUCCCAAGGACCUUGACCCAGGACUGACAACGUUCGGCUACUCCCUCUCAGGAGGCAUUGACCAGGAUGGCAAUACAUACCCAGAUCUCCUGGUUGGCGCCUACGGUGCUGACAAAGCUGUUUUCCUGAGAACCCGUCCAGUGGUGCGUGUUUACGCCAGUCUCAAGAUCGAUCCUGUCAUCAUCAACCUGGACCAUCAGAGCUGCUCUCUCAUUAAUGACAAGAGAGUCACAUGUCUGACGGUGUACACGUGUCUGGAGUACACAGGCCAGGGCGUGGCAGAGGAGCUGUUCUUUGACUUGACCUGGGAGCUGGACACACUGCAGCGGAAUCGGUCAAGGGAGGAGCAGCGAACCUACUAUCUGACCACCGAGAAGGACGUCGUAGAGAAGAACACAGUAAAACUGACCAAGAAGGCCACGUGGUGCACCUCCUCCUUCGCAUAUGUCCUGGCUGACAUCUCAGACAAGCUGACGCCAAUCGCUGUUGACUUCAAGUUUGCACUGAGAACGUUGAAGUCCGGAAGCAACAGUCGAAAGAGGAGGUCGCUGGAACCCAUCCUUGAUCAGUACAUCAGGACAUCGGUUCGGACAGAGGCUCAGAUCUUGAAGAACUGUGGCCGCGAUAAUGUGUGUUACCCAGACCUCCGGGUGCACUCCAUCCGUGUGUCCCGCGCUCACGUCAUUGGCACGACGACCGAGCUGGAGAUCCUCAUCAUGGUGGAGAACCGCGGGGAAGAUGCCUUCAACACCCAGCUGUUCAUCAACCUCCCACAAGGAGUUUCCAUCAAGGGCAUCCAGGGCGUGCAGAGUGUGCAGGGGGUGGCGCCAGUGAGCUGUGACCGAAAGAGAAUAAACAACGAGGACGUGGUUAACUGUGACCUUGGAAACCCCCUUCCAGCACAAGCUAAGACAAACUUCACCCUCAAAGCCUCGCCAAAAGAUUUCAAUGAAACCAAAGACCUGUUGGUGUUUGCACUUGAGGUCAACAGUUCCAACCCCGAGAACCUGACCGACACCGUCAACAACUACGCCAGUGUGUCCAUCCCCGUCACUGCCUCUGCUGAAAUCCUCAUCAAUGGAAAAUCUACUCCAGAACAGAUUAUUGUAAACACAACUAGAGUGCGACUGAAUGGCGACAGAUUCCGAACAAGACCAGUUGAACAUCUUUAUCAGGUACAAAAUCUUGGACCAAGUUCGACUGAGACGAUAGAUCUACAGAUAUAUUGGCCAAGCCAUGACAACGAUGGGGAGCCGAUUUUACCCCUCUCUGCAGCCCCUGAGAUUACCAAGGGCAACGGCCAGUGUCAGAUAAUAUUCGUAACACCUGCUAAUAGUUCAGAUAUUCUGAGAUACAGUCUGACGGACCCGAACGAUGUUGUCGUGGUACUCCAGGAGCAGAGAUCUGGAGAUAGACCUAAAAGGGCAAACAAAGGCCGAGUGACUUGCACAGAUUGGUGCACAGUCAUCAAGUGCACUGUGGGAUACCUGAAGCCAGAAGACAACUUCCUGCUCAAGAUUAAAGCCAACCUGAUGGUUAACCAGAUGCCACAUGCACUCCUGACGUCAACAGCGUUUGCUCGUGUUGUCUCCAUGCCAUACAAACUCAAGGCUGUGGACCCAACACUAUUUGCUACAGCCAAGCAGUCUAUUGUGACAGACGUGAACAUUGACAAACCAGACAUUGGUGGCCGGCCCAUCGAGAUCUGGAUCAUAGCCGUGGCAGUGUCGGCAGGGCUGCUGGUUCUGCUCUUGAUCAUUAUUCUUCUGUGGUGGUGUGGAUUCUUCAAGAGGAGGAAGCCCGAAGAUGAUGGAUACCUGGUUGCCAAUGGCAACCCACGAAACAUUGAGGACAAAACAUUUGAAUGAGGAAAAGUUCACAUACAAACAAGUUUGGGAAGAAGUGGUAAACUCUAUGUGGCAUCAAGGGUGAUUUCCAGCAACCCUGAACUAGGCACUUAACUAUCAACAUCGGAUGUUGGGAUUCCAGAGUCAAUUGUAAAGUCCAAGCUGCAGUGUGAUAAAAUGUUGACAUCACGAAACUCUACAUGUGAUAUCCACAAUAUCAACUCCCUAUGUGAUAUCUAUGAUAUCAACAUAUGGUUGAUAACAAUCUUGAUGCCUAUUUCACAGUAUGCCACCACCGGUGCCUUAUUUCAGGGAAUAAGAGAUAGUAACACACCAGAAAUUGUGAUUCUGAAACAAUGUUUCCAACAGAAGAGGAACAAGCAUGUGAUUAGUUACCAUGGAGACAGUAUGACAUUGGAGUCAUUCCAUCACACUGCCGAUCACAUGAUCAGUUGAAAUCCAGGCUUCCAUUGUCUAAGAAUUCAUUGCCUUAUAUGGUCAUCUGAAGAUGAACACCAGCAGAAAGUAACAAUAAUAGCAGAAGGUUGGUAAUGAGGUUCAUGGUAGUGUGAAUAUGUGAAAAACCUUUAUUGUACCUCAAUAAUAUCCUUUCAGUCCAAGUUCUGUAAUGAUGAAAUACUGGUAUAACGCCAGUAAUGACCUAUCAAUGGAAGACGUCUGAUCUAAGUAUCAGAAAUCUUUCAAUGAUUCCAAAUCAUAAUUCACACCAAGUUAAAUAUGCUUUUGACAUAAUAGUGCAAUAUAUAUAUAUAUAAUAGUGAACAUGACUAACCAUGGAUGGACUGAUUGGUUGAACUACAGUGAAAUAUACAGUCAUAGAUAUCAUGUAUGCAUUCAUUCACAUAUUCACAUAUGUUAUAAAGAUAUAUUCAAUGUGCCAUAAUAGUCAACAAUACUGGGUGCUUGUGUACCCAUGGUGCUAUCAACAAAUACCGCUUUCAGUACAACUAUUCAAAAGACCAUUGAGCAGUGUGUAUCCUAAUCGUAGGACAACUAGUUAUUGUUUCAUUGUGAGUGGCGCCAAAGAUUUGAGUGAGAUUAUUGUGAUGUGUUCAGCUGGCCAGAGGAAAGGGGGAAUAACUAGGAUACCGUCUCUUGUAAUGAAAAGUUCCAAACAGCUAGAAUCCAUAGUAUCUUCCUGACGACAAGCGGUGAGGAAAAGUGACAGUGUUGUUAGUAUUUAUUUAAGGUUAAUGUUUAAAUCAAAUCUUGGAAGUAGAAAUUUGAACAGAAGAGGCAUCGACAUAUUUUUAAAACAAAGAUAUUUUGAAUAUGAUUUUGUAUUAGCUAAAUUAAGGGUAGGUUAUUCCACAAAUAAAGUAAAAAUAAGUUAGACAGAAUUAGCAUCUUUAUGAUGGCCAUAUAUUUUUCCUCUGAGGAAUUCCGCAUUUUGUGUUUAUUUCAAGAAAAACUGCACUCUUGUGAAGCUGAGAAUACAAGAGUGUUCCAGUUGCUUUCUUUUCAUAAAAGUACUUUAUUUGAUUUUGAUAAUAAGUUUCAAAUCUUAUCUCCCUUUCUUCUGUCCUCUCGAUGAAUCUGUGAUUGUUUUCCACAAUCAUUGUCUUAGGUUUCAAAGAAGAUUCCGUUAUGAAUAUUUUGUUUUCUGUGUAAAGAGUUAAGGUUUAAUUUGGUUAGUUUUUGUAUUUAGAGAGCGUUUGAAUCUUAAUUUAUAUCUGCAUGCAUGGUUAGAGGCACGCCUGUAUAUUUGUAACUUCAAUUGUAUUAUAUCAGUUUUAAACAAGCAGCACUGUUUUAUCUUGGUGAGUAGACUGUUGUUUUACAUCAUGUUCAGGAAUAGUGAGUCACGGUGAAUGUUAUCCAUGACAGAGGCAUUUCUCAUUUCAUUGGUCUAUGUUUUGCCUUACUUUGAAAUGUUCGCCAUAAGCCAUGUGUACGUGUUUUCAUACAGGAAGUCCAGUGAACCACUGACAACCAACCAUACCAUAGAUAGUUUGUGUUGAGUAGGGUGAAGAGUCCUCUGCUGGAUUCCAUUUUCAAAUAUGAGUAUUGUAGUUUAGGUUGUCAGUGACUUAAUUUCAGAUAAAACCUGAUAAUGUUAAUCUGGAAUUAACAGUUCAUUUUGACACACAUUGGCCCAUUUAUAUUGUCCCAUUUGGAAAAUUGUUAAGAAAUGGAUAAGAAAUGUUUUCUUAAUCAGUCUCUGUAUAAAUUAUCCUAUCAUUAUAAUUGUUUUUGUUAAUAAUUUUUGCAUUUGUUUCUGUAACAAAUGAUAAGUUAACUUUAUUUUCCAGUAUCCAUGAUACUCAAAAUGUUCUGCUUUCUCUAAAAUGAUGCCAAAUUAAAAAUAUCAUAAUUUUAGUUAUCUGGUGAUUAACAACUCAUGCUUUCUUCAUUGUUUCACCCUAACUGUUAAGUGUAUUUCAAAAGGACGUCAACGAAUCAUUCUUUAUAAUGGUUCCUCUCCCUUUGGUUGUCAUAUGAAAUGUUCUGAGGCCAAGUUGUGGUCUACUGUUCAUGCCGUCCAUUCAUGCCUUCUGAGUAGUCUCCCCUUGUUAGCAGAGUAGUCUCCCCUGUUGGGUAAUCGACAUUCCAUCAUUAUGGAAACACUUCCUGUCGUAGUUUGGGGAUAUAAGCUGAAAUUGAUAUUAAGGAAAUAAGUCUUCUUGUGCCUGUAUCAUGUGUAGGGAACAAACUGAAUUGCUUAGUGUUGUAUUUGGUUUGUUUAACGCUUCGAAAGAAAUGUCACUGGUCUCAGCUUUUACUCAGACUGAUAUUAAAUGGCAACAUUAAUACUUCUGGAAUGUUUUACAAAUUUAAGUCCUGUGAAGUAUGUUGCAUUCUCCUCAAAACUGAACGUUUCUCGACAGAAUUAAUUUAAUUGUAACAUGAACACAUGAAUAUGGGUGCAGUAGCCUGUCAAAAUACUUAUGGAUGGAACCGCAGCCAUAUUAAGAAAUGUUUUGGCGUUGAGAAAGAUCCUAUAUCAACUGCCUAGCUUCCACUGACGGCCUGGUAUAGUUGAUGUGUUUUGUAUUAAGAUAUUUUAUUUUAUUUAUUUAAAUGUCUAUAGUUGUCAGAUGGUGUUUUUGUAUAUAUCGGGUAUGUUUCAUUGUAGAAAUAUUUCAUUCUAUAAUAAGAAGGUGUUAUUAUGUAUGCUUGUGUUUUAAUCUGUUAAAUAUUGCAUCUCCAAAAUAUAAUGCUUCUAUUAAUAAAGUAAGUUCUAUUUAACCUUCAUGUUUUCUCAAUUUAACACAAGUAUUUAUAAUAUACUAUUCAAAGCAAGUCACAGGACACCCAGGUCUUUCCUAUUUUAUUGUUUAUCUUUCAUGAUAUGACAUGUAGGUGAACUGUAGUAAUACGAAAGAAUCUGGUGUUCUUCUGAGCAGAGUAUGUGGAAAUAUUAACUUGGUUUGAACUGGAAAUCAGGAAGUGUAUGUAUAUGAACUACUAGCAUAAUACUCUCCAUGGCUACCUCAUGCUAGAGGCCACGUGCCAUGACACGUAUCAUCACUUUGAUUAUCUCCAGUGGCAAGGAAACUAGUAUGUUGGACAACGAUCAUUUGAAUUGAAGAGAUAAUACUUUGCGUUAUUUUUUCUGCCAGUAUAGUGUUUAAUCAGAUGUUAGUUUGAAAUAAACUUAUUUGAUAAACACAAAUACACAGGUUUUCUUAGAUUUGAUCUGAAAAUAAUUGUGACAGUGGCAUAAAUAUAAGCAAAUUAACAAUUUCCUCUUUUAUUUUUAACUUGUUUGAAAUGUCUCAGAGAACAUCGGACCCGAAAUAAUCCAAAGGCCAUGAAUAUAUGAGGUCAUAAUUCAUAAUGCAUAACUCACUGUCUACUCAACAAAAGCUGGUUUGUCUACAAAGGGAGGUCACCCAUAACAUUCAGUUUCCUGCCGCUGGAGUAGUCUCCCUUCCCUACUACAGCCUGCCUGCAUAUAUGAACUACAGUGGUGCUUUGACAAGUGAACACAGAAGUGUAUAUACAUGUAGAGCUGUGUUGUCAUCAUGGCAGUUGUAUAAUGUAGAGCUACUUGAACAAGUUGUGUUUGGAUGUUUUAUAUUGUUGAAAGUUAUCAUGUUAUAUAUAUUGUAUUAUAUACAUCAUGUCUUUGUGAAUGUUGGCCUCCGAACUACUAAACAGUGUUUACUUAUAAAGUAGAUCAGCAUAUUUACAUUAACUGAACUUUCGUACAAGAUCGUCACUUAAAAUAUGAUUCACAUUCUAGUAUAAAUAAUUCUUUGCAUAUUUUUUUAUCUAUUAAUUUUGUUAUCUUACUGAAUUCUAGUGAGGAAAAAAGCAAUAAUAUGUUUGUGUAUGUGUAAAAUAAAUGUUGAAGUGGUCUUUCUGUUCUUUUGUUUUGAUUUUAAAUAUUUUAGAAGUUGUCAAGUAGUAACCUUUCUGGAAGUAAAUUUAUGCUGUGAAAUAUUAUUUCAAGAAGAAACAAAUACUUCAUUGUGAAAAUUUUAAUUUAAUGUAUUUGUGAAAAACAUCUUUUACUCCUUCAGUGAAAUACAUGUGUGUGUGGAUGUGUGUACCAGGAUGCCAGUUUCCCUGUUGUACAGAGAGUUGGUCUGUUGUUGUUUAAAUGAUUACUUCAAACACGGCAUUGCCUUGUGCAUGUUUUCUUGCCACACAUUUCAAGGGCUCUUCAGCUGGUAUCGUUUCUGGAAUUUAUUCGGGAACCAAACAAAUAUUUACUUAAAUCCAUACAAGCUCAACCCCUUCACAUCCCACCUCAACUCAAUCCUAGCUUAGCAUAACCUAACUCUACCCAGUUAAACCUUAACCCAAUCCCAUCUUACCAUAGCCUAAACCUCAACCCAAUCUAAACCUGUUCUGCAGCACUGCAACACACUGCAAACCACAACCCAAUCCUGUAAUGCCCCCACCGCAACCCCACUCCACACAACCCCAUCCUGUAAUGCCCCCAUCACAACCCCACUACACACAACCCCAUCCUGUAAUGCCCCCAUUGCAACCCCACUCCACACAACCCCAUCCUGUAAUGCCCCCAUUGCAACCCCACUCCACACAACCCCAUCCUGUAAUGCCCCCAUCACAACCCCACUCCACACAACCCCAUCCUGUACUACCCCACCCUACCUUUUCACAUCUAACUCCUCCAAGCUCCGCCCCGGGCAGUGGGGUAGCCUAUUGAUUAAAGCGUUCGCUCAUCAUGCUGAAAACCCGGGUUCGAUUCCCUACAUGGGUACAAUGUGUGAAACCCAUUUCUUGUGUCCCCCACAGUGAUAUUGUGCUAAAAGCAGCGUAAAAACUAACUCACUCACCCAAGCUCAGCCCAACCCUACCUUGACCUAGUUCAACCCCACUUAAGCUCAACACCACCCUUUCUUGCCACAUGUCAACCCCACCUUUGCUCCACUCUACUUGACCCCACCCAUUACUCAUGUCAACCCCACCUUUACUCCACCCAACUUGACCCCACCCUUUACUCAUGUCAACCCCACCUUUACUCCACCCUACUUGACCCCACCCUUGACUCAUGUCAACCCCACCUUUACUCCACUCUACUUGACCCCACCCUUUACUCAUGUCAACCCCACCUUUGCUCCACCCUACUUAACCGCACAGGGGAGACAGUGAAUGUUAACAUGUUCAAUAUAAUGAGUGUAUCUCUGAUGGUUUGUGGAACGUACCAUGUGAUAAUACUUUACCUGAAAAAAGACAUCAUUAAACUCAUUCAAUGAUUAGUUAAUUACACUCUGGAGCAUGUCAUUCACUCUAUUGAGCUUGAUCCCUAGUUUAUAUACCCUGUAUUACAAUUACAUCCUGCUAUUUCCUCAAUGCUCUUAUAUAAAGUUAAACAUAAUUGCUAAAUCCUCCACAUACUCUCUGUCCCAGCUGUCAUCCAGGGUAUAUAGAUAUAUGGUAUAACUACCAGUGGACUAUAAGCCAGUUAGCCCAUAUCUGUCACUGAUCUAUAUAUGGUAAUGCUUCUGCACCCCAGGACUAUCUCAAGUAGAGAUCUCACUGCGAAUGUUGUGAUGUACUUAGAUAUUUUGUAAUAAAACAUGAUUCACCAUU
Molecule: messenger RNA, 9373 nt
Organism: Haliotis rubra (blacklip abalone)
Lineage: Eukaryota; Metazoa; Mollusca; Gastropoda; Lepetellida; Haliotidae
Product: integrin alpha pat-2-like
Exons: 31
Coding region: 224-3364 (1046 amino acids)
Biological process (GO): integrin-mediated signaling pathway; cell-matrix adhesion; cell adhesion mediated by integrin
Cellular component (GO): external side of plasma membrane; integrin complex
Molecular function (GO): integrin binding
Source: RefSeq, a predicted model, not a curated record